GCGCGGGCAAAAUGCAAUAGUUAUAGUGCAAAUAAAUUGUUGACUAACGAACACUAAUCAACAACAAAGAAGAGAAACUCGAUUUGAUUGAAGAAACAAAAAAGUUAUAAAAACAAAUCACAACAAUUAUUAUUAUAAUCAACAAUAAAAAAAGUGCAACAAAUGUGCAAUAAAAUAAUAAACAUUUAAAUAAAUAACGAGUUUACAAACGCCGCUGUGUUCAUUGCUUUUUUGUUGGCAAUUAUUAUUGUGCGAUGCAAAACAUUUUUGAAUUAAUUAUUAUAAAUCGCCAGCUAGACACUAGAAUGGCAUAACAAUUUAUUCAACAAAACGUUGCUGCAAUACAUUAUACAAAAAAAAAAAAAAUAAACAUUCUCUAUUAAAAUAGCUAGUAAAAGUUGAAAAAAUAAAAAUAAUACGGUUUGCUGUGAAGGAUUAUAAAGAAUUUUUGCGCGUUUAUUGACUAUAAACACACAAAGUGGAGAAAACAUUCCCAGUCAUGGUGAUAAGCUUGUGCUAACUAGCCCCCAAGAAUAAAAACAAAAGACAAGGCAUUUAGCAUGGUGCGACGUAAUGUUGCCGAGCAACAGAACACCAUUAACAACAACAACAACAACAAUAACAGCACCACAAGCCACAACAACAACAACAAUCACAGCAACAACAGCAAUGCGGGCAGCUGCUCUUCAAAAGCAUCGUCAACGGCGAGUUUAAAUAGCAUCACGAACUCAACGUCGCCACCUUGCAACAUUGUCAUGUUGCAGGCAGCCCCAUUGCCAGCAGCUGCCGCUGUGCAGCAGCAACAUUUGGUAGCAACGGCAGUGAGACCAGCACCACAGCAACAUCCCCAACAGCAGCAACAACAGCAGCAACAAUCGCCAUCGGACGGUUCAAAUUGUUCGCUGCCAGCGUCGCCGCCGUUGCUGCAACAGACGGCGACGCCGCCGCAGGGUGCACAAUUGGUGCCGCCAGUGUGUGCGCUGCAUCAUCCACAGCAGCAACUGGCUCUGCUGGCGGCCAUGCAACAUCAGCAUCAUAUGCUGCAAGCACCGCCGCCACCUCAUGCAGCACCACAUCAACAUCAACACCAACACCAUCAACAGCAGCAGCAACAACAACAACAGCAGCAGCAGCAACACCAUCAACAGCAGCCACACGAGAACGGACAUGGCGGCAUCUCGCCCAAUGGCGGGUCUGGCGGCAGCUCCGCCAGCAGUGUGAGCAGCGUCUCCAGCAGCAAUGGAGGAGGCGGAGGCGGGGGAGUUGGAGGUGGGAACAGCACAAAUGGCAUUGGACCGCCAGUGGCAGCUGCAUUGCCGCCUGGACCGGUCUAUAUACAGUAUCCCGGCGAAUUCUUUCCAUCGGAAUACUAUAUUGCGCCGCAUCCGCACGAGGGUAUCUGUCCACAGCAUCCGCAUCACCCGCAUCCGCAUUCGCAUCAGCAUCAGCAUCCGCACGCGCAUCAGCAUCAUCAUCAGCCCAUGUGCGCCAUCUCGGCGGAAUAUGGUAAGACACAAGCAAAGAUGUUUAACAUUGCGCAUACGCCCUGUGGCUGCCAGCGUCCAACACCCGUUCAAAUGGUUUCUCACAAUCGACCGCCGCCGACAAUGACGGUGCCGGUGCAAGUGCCGCCGUACGUCAACGAGAAUGGAACACUAACCCACGUGGUGCUGCCACCGCAGCAAUACCAACAAUUGCAUCCCGGACAGGCUCAUCUGCAUGCAGCACCAUUUAUAAGCGCCAAUGGCACUUCGCAUUUCUAUACGCCCUUGCCUGGCUUCCCACCUGGACCAGGACCAGCUGGCAAUGGACCACCCCACUAUCAUAUGCCAGCGCCGCCGCCGCCACCAACAGCGCAGCAGCAGCAGCAGGCCACGUCCACAGGCAGCACAGGAGCGGCAGGAGGAACAACAACGUCAUCACAGUCGCAUUUACAUUCCCCGCACUCGCCAUCGCCGCCCAACUACAGAGACGAGCGCAGCCAGCGGCAGCACACGAAGCUGCUGCGCAAGUUGGAAAAGCAGCGCGAGCUGAACUCUGCCAUGUCCACGCCCACGCAUUCGCCAUCGCCACGACGCAACGACAUCAAUGGACAUCACAACAACAACACCAACAACAUUCCAAUGGCACAACACAUGCACAACAAUGGACGUCGUAUAGCGCAGCAACAACAACAGCAGCAGCAACAACAUCAACUGCAUCAGCAGCAGCAACAACAACAGCUUCCACAACAGCAACAACAACAACAACAACAACAGCAGCGCAAUGGCCACGUUCCUAAUCGCGGUGGCAACUCUGUGGGCACCUCAGAGGAUGGUGAAGACAACUCGAGCUUGGCCGCCGAAGAUGAGGAAGACUAUCAGUCGUCGAUUGUCGAACAAAUCUCGGCCAUUGAGAAACCCGAUGUUAUCGAAGUCAGUUCGAGGUCGGCGAAAAUCAUUUGGGUAUCGCCAGCGAUCACAGAUGCCAUGCUGGUGGAUCUGCAGGAGCUGCGCUACGAGGUGCUGCUCAGCGACACGGGCAAACAGUGCAAAUACAAGAGUCUCUAUCGAGGCGAGGCAUACGAGUGCAUUGUGCAAGAUCUGCAGCCAGGCCAGGAGUAUCUGGUGCGUCUGCAGGUGCACUACAAGCAGCUCCAGGGGAGCGUCAGCGAACCCACCGAGUUCAAGACUCCCGCCUGCGAACCAGAUCAACCUCUUGCCCCCAAACUGGUGUCGCGCACCAAGAAUUCGAUCAAUCUACGCUGGACAGCGCCCUCCUACAAUGGCGCCUUCAUCCAGCACUAUCUGCUGGAGUAUGACGAGGGAAGGGGCAAUGCGCUACAGUUUGUGGAACUGGCCAAAACGAAGACCAAACACUAUUUGAUUAGCAAGCUGCAACCGACCACCGUUUACAGUUUUCGUCUGGCCGCCGUCAACGAGGUGGGCCAGUCGCUGUACUCGCCAGUGAUUAGCUACAGCACUGCGGGCAAUCCACCCACAGCGCCCAAGGCUCCCCAGCUGCAGGCAUGCACGGCGAGCUCGCUGCGCCUGGUGUGGGAACGUCGGGCCCAAGACGGCGACUUUCUGCUGCAGCUGCAGGACCUCGAAUCGGGUCAUGGCUACAUGAACAGCUACAAGGGCAGCGACACACACUACGAUUGCCUGCAGCUGCGACGCGCCACCAGCUAUCAGUUUCGAUUGCGCGCCGAGAACGAUGCGGGCGUCUCGCCCUGGUCCGCCGAGGUCAGCUACAACACAGCCGCGGAGCGUCCUGGGCGACCGGGCAAACCGCAUGCCAAAGGCAAGCUGCAUGGCACACACUUUAAGGCGCGCUGGGAGGCGCCUGCGGACACUGGUGGCGCCGACAUCUUGCGCUAUCACCUGGAGUUGAGUGCGGGCGCCAAUUUUGAGCGCAUCUAUACUGGCAGCGAAACGGAAGCGAUGUGCGAGCGUCUGCAGCCGGGCACCACGUACCAGUUGCGUGCCUGCUGCGAAGGACCUGCUGGUCAGAGUCCCUUCUCGGACAUUGGCAACGUGACCACCGAGGCGGUGACGCCCACAGCGCCACCUCCACCGCAUUGCGAUGCGCCGCCCACGCCUUAUGCGGCGCUGUUACGCCUCAAUCAGCCGGAGUACAAUGGCGGUGCCCCGGUGCUGGAGUUUGAGACGCAAAUGCGUCAGCUGGACGAGGCGACGCCCAAGAGCGUGUAUCGCGGCAAACAGGACUAUUUUGUGGCACAACAACUGCAGCCCGGCUGCAUCUAUGAGGUGCAAGCGCGUGCCAUCAAUCGCAUUGGCGCUGGCAACUGGUCGCAAUGGAUGCGUUUCACAGCAGCCGCCGCACCUCCCGGCGCACCUGAAGCCCUGCAAGUGCUGGUGAAAUCGGCCACACACUUGAGCGUCAGCUGGCAGCCACCACAGGUGACAAAUGGUUCCGCGGUGAGCGGUUACAAUUUGCAGAGUGCCAGUCAGCAGUGUGAGGAACCCGAAGCGGAGCCAUCGAGCACACAGUUCCAUGGCUGCUACCAGGGAGCCCAGACGAAUGUGGAGCUGCGCAAUCUAUUGCCCUACACACGCUACUAUCUGCGUGCGCAGGCGAUCAAUGCCGCCGGCUCGGGGCCAGCCACCGAGGUGGUUUGCGUCUCAACGCCAGCUGCUGUUCCCGGUGCACCACAGAUGCAGGGCUACGAGUUCACUGCGCAAGAAGUGACACUCAACUGGACACAGCCGGCGACGCAUGGCAGCGAGAUCUGCAGCUAUAACAUUGAGUACGGCGAGCGUACGAUUGCCACGCCAGAUGCCUGCACCCGUUACACCGUUGUGGAUCUAACGCCCGAGACGAGCUACAAGUUCCGUGUGCAGGCGGUGAAUGCCAUCGGUGCGGGAGCCUUUAGUGCCUAUGCCAAGUUGACAACGCAACCGGCGCCGCCUUCGCCGCCACGUCUGGAGUGCAGCGGUGCGGGACACAAUUACAUCAAGCUCAAGUGGAACGGCAACAACUCGGUAUCAUCGGCGCCUGGAGUCGACUUUACCAAGUACUUUGUGGAGAUGUAUGUGGCGCGUGCCAAGCAAUUCCAGAGCGUCUAUGCGGGCACCAAUAGCAUGUGCAAGAUCCACAAGCUGCAGGAGCGCAGCAGCUACACAUUCCGCAUCUAUGCGCACACCGAUCGUGCCGGCGAUGGUGACUACUCCGAGGAGUACGUCUUUGCCACCACUGCCACGCUGCCGGCAAAUAUUAAAGCACCUCGCGUCGUGCCCGACAGCAGUGUCUGUGUGAUGGAUCAGGCCGGACAGCUGGCGAUGCAGCUGACACUCGAGUGGCAGCACUCGAAGAACAGCUUCCACGAUCGUGUCGAGUAUCAGUUGCAGUAUGCAGUGGUCACCGCUGAACUGGAUGCCCUCGAGUCGCCCAAGACGCGUGGCACGAACGACAGCAACGUAGCGCCCAUUGCGCUGAGCAAUCAGGAGUAUCGACAACUCUAUCGCGGUCCCGAGACCAAGUUCACCAUUGACAAUCUGGCUGCGGGCACCUGUUACCAGUUUCGUGUCUGCGCUGUGCGUGUCACAUCAUCGGGCGAGCUGUUCCCCGGCCAGCCGUCGACAGCGCUGCGCUAUCGUGUGCCCAACGAGCUGACGGCCAGCCCCUUGGCCUGCCAUCAUUUGCAUGGCGCUAAUGCAGCGGCUGCGCCCGCCCAGCAGCGCAACAGUCGGAAAUUGUCGGCGAGCAAUGGCUCCAACAUUAAUGGAUUGCGUUCGGUGAGUGCGUCGGCCAUCAGCGGCAGCUGCGGCGUUGGCGCCGAUCCUCAGGCGAUUAGUCGCCUGCAGAAUGAGCUAUCUGGUGGCGGUGGCAGUGCAACGUUCAAUGCAUGCGGCGAUCCACUGCAUCAUCACCAUCAUCACCACCAUCAUCAUCAGCAUCCGCAUCAGCAUACGCAUCAGGCGUGUCCCGUUGAACUGGCCACCGGCAAUGGCAAUGGCAACGGCAACGCAGCAUCAGCAGCAUCCAUAGCACCAUCCUCCACACUGCAGUUGCGCGGCAAUAGCGUGGCCGCGCAUCAUAUGCAUCAUCAACAUCAUUUGCAUCACUCGCACAUGCAUCAUUCACACUAUGCGCACGCCUCGGUCGGUGCUGGAGCGAGCAGUGGCAACGGUGGCAAUGGCAGUGGCAGCAACAGCAGCGCCAGCAGCAGCAGCUACAGCUACAACAGUCUGGCACAUGGCGGAGCAGUGCGUCGGGUCAUCUCUAAGCUGACGGCACUCUACUACAAUCGCAAGCGAUUGACGGAUCAACAGAAGGCGGUCUUCUUUGUGGUCUCCUUUGUGUUUGUCACCUUCCUGGUCGCCAUGCUGGUGCACAUGCUCUGGGGCUAGAAAAGAGAGAAGGAGAAAGAAAGAGAGAGGAGAGAGAGAAUAGAGUAAUAGUAGGGGGAAGCACACUUGAUGUUUGAUGUCUCAAAUAAGUGAUCGUCGAUUGCCUAGUAAUUACACAUUGUAUUUGUAUUUUUAUAUAUAUUAUAUGUAUGUACGUAUACGUAACGUGUCAACAACCAACCUGUAAAUUGCCUAAACAAAACGAAAGAGAAAACAUCCAAGAGAAAUAUGUAAGCAGAACACUCACACAUACCUUUACAACUUUAGCCAGAACUGUAUUAAAUGUACACACAAUACUAUAAUGGAUCAUGAUGAUGUUGAUUAAGAUGAUGAUGAUAAUGAUGAACGUUCCCUUUUUGCCGAGAUCAAAACCAUUUACAAUUACCAAUUAAUGAAUUAUUCAUGCAUGCAUACAUACACACAUGCAUAUACGUAAAUGUUUUGUAAAUGAUAUGCUAUUUACUUAAAGAAUCUAUAUACAUAUACAUCUCUAUAUAUAUAUAUUUAUAUAUGUAUACAUACAUAUAUAUAAUUGUUUGUUACUAAUCGAAUCACAAACAUAUGCUUCUAUGUAUAAUAAUUAAUUUACACAGACACACACACACAAUCACACAAAUCUCUCCAUAUGUGCUAUAGCAUUCAGUGCAACAACAAAAACAACAACAACUAAUUCUCAAUGUAUGUGUACAUAAGAAAACCAAAACAAACCGAUAACAACAACAAAUUAACGAAUAAUGAAGAAAGCGAUUUAAGUAUAAUCGAGAAACUUUAGAAAAAAACCAAAAGAAAGCGCCUAUCGAUAAUCGACUCGAUGACUCGAUAACUUGUUGCAUAUGUACUAUAUAUAUGUAUGCAUGUAUGUAUGUGUGUGUGCGCUGCAUGUUACUAAAAGCUAAUUGCUGCGAAACUUGUUAAAUGCAAAAAAUCCGAAUAACGAAAAGUAUGAAUUUAUUAGUCUCUAUUCCUAGUAUACUAUACUACUUAACUGCAAUCGCAACUGCAUCCAAAAUACAUUUGUAUGUAAGUAUGUAAUGUUUACACAAAUUACACAAUUUUCAAAUUGUUCUCUCGAUUUGCCAAUCGCUAGAUAAACGUCCUUCCUCUUCCGACAGCGCAACCAGCUUUUUUCAUUCUUCAUAAAACCAAAACAACUAUUAUCCCAAAUUUAUUACGAUAAACAUUAUAAAACGAAACAAAAAAUGAAAAAAAGCAAGCCUCAAUUCGUGGGCUGCUGCAUAAUAUGCAAUACGAAACAAAAUAGUAAUAAUAAUGAAGAAAAAAUAAGAUAAAUUGUACUAACCAAUUAUUCCAGAGCUUACAUGAAUAUGUUGUCGGUGUUAAUGUCAUGUUAAUGCAAAAUCAAAAAUGAUAAAACAAAAAACCAAAAUUAUUGGUCAAUUUUUGACUCUCAUCCAUGUGCGUGCUAUACACAUAUAGCCAAUCCCAACUAGACAAGGCUCUCAAAUCUACACACACACACACACACACACAACUCACACACUCUUAUAAAAAUACACACUAUACAAGAAAAAUACAACAAUUUAAGAAAAGAAAAUAUAGUAUAUAAAGCACUUAUAUACUACAUUUUCUUUUGCAUGUUUAUAAAUAUAUUUUUUACACAAAAAAUACAAAAAAAAGAAAAACGAAAACAAAAAACAAAAGAUGAAAAUAUUUAGUAUAUAUAUGAUGAGAAUAUAUUUGAAAUUUAUAGCCUAAUGCAACGCAAAGUGAUUUAUAUUCCAAUUAUUAUUAUUUUUCUAAAUAAAUAAAUUAAUGUAAUCGUUUCUUUCCAUAGUUUAAUAUAUAUAUACAUAUAUAUAUAUUAUAUAUGAAAAAUCGAAAGAAUAAAUUUAAAACAACAAAACAAAACAACAAAAAUGCAAAAAAAAAAAACAAACAAAAAAUACAAAAAACAGAAAAAGAAAAAACACAAUA
This is a messenger RNA of Drosophila albomicans, 7787 nucleotides long. RefSeq names its product fibronectin type-III domain-containing protein 3A. The record is from RefSeq and is a predicted model, not a curated record. The transcript is spliced from 6 exons. Gene Ontology annotation, molecular function: protein binding. Lineage: Eukaryota; Metazoa; Arthropoda; Insecta; Diptera; Drosophilidae. The coding region runs from base 561 to 5852 and encodes 1763 amino acids.